GGGCGGCAGCGCGGCGGCGGCGGCGCGGGGCGCAUUGCGCAGGCGCGGGGCGGCCCUUCCCGGCGGCCUCAGCGCCGGCUCAUGGCGGCGGCGGCGCCGGGACGGUUUUAAAUUGAAGAGAAAAUGUCACUUUACGAUGACUUGGGAGUUGAGACCAGCGACUCUAAAACAGAAGGCUGGUCCAAGAAUUUCAAACUGCUGCAGUCUCAGCUGCAGGUGAAGAAAGCAGCUCUCACACAAGCAAAGAGUCAGAGGACAAAACAAACCACAGUCCUUGCUCCAGUGAUUGACCUGAAACGAGGGAGCUCCUCUGAUGAGAGACAGAUCGUGGACACACCACCUCAUGUAGCAGCCGGGUUAAAGGAUCCUGUCCCUAGCGGUUUUUCUGCAGGAGAUGUGUUGAUUCCUCUGGCAGAUGAGUAUGACCCCAUGUUCCCAAAUGACUACGAAAAGGUGGUGAAACGCCAGAGAGAGGAACGGCAGAGGCAGCGAGAGCUGGAGAGGCAAAAGGAGAUUGAAGAAAGAGAAAAAAGACGUAAAGACAGACAUGAAGCCAGUGGGUUUUCCAGAAGACCAGAUCCAGAUUCUGAUGAAGAUGAAGAUUAUGAAAGGGAGAGGCGGAAAAGGAGUAUGGGAGGAGCUGCCAUUGCACCACCCACUUCUCUGGUUGAGAAGGACAAAGAACCUGUAGCAUCAUUCCCGUAUGAAGAGGAGUCCAGACCUCGGGCACCAUCUUCCAAAGCAGCAAUUCCUCCUCCAGUGUAUGAUGAGCCAGAGAGGCCUCGUUCCCCCACGGGACCCAGCAACUCCUUCCUUGCUAACAUGGGGGGGACAGUAGCUCACAAAAUCAUGCAGAAGUAUGGUUUCAGAGAGGGCCAGGGCCUGGGAAAGCAUGAACAGGGGCUCAGCACAGCACUGUCAGUAGAGAAAACGAGCAAGAGGGGUGGCAAGAUCAUUGUUGGCGAGUCUACAGAGAAAGAAACAGGCAAGAAAGCGGAUUCCAACCCACUGACUGAGAUACUGAAAUGCCCAACUAAAGUGGUCUUACUAAGGAACAUGGUGGGUGCUGGGGAGGUGGAUGAAGAUCUUGAAGUUGAAACGAAGGAGGAAUGUGAGAAGUAUGGCAAGGUUGGGAAAUGUGUCAUCUUUGAGAUCCCUGGUGCCCCUGAUGACGAAGCUGUAAGAAUAUUUCUAGAGUUUGAACGGGUUGAAUCUGCCAUCAAAGCUGUUGUGGAUCUGAAUGGAAGGUAUUUUGGAGGCAGAGUCGUGAAGGCUUGUUUCUACAACCUGGACAAGUUCAGAGUGCUGGAUCUGGCGGAGCAAGUUUGAUUUUAAAAAUCUGGCUCGAGGUGUCACUGUUUUGGCAAUCACGUUUUCAGCAGUAGGCUGGGAAUGAAGAAGAGAAAAGUAGCUUUCCCAGCAAACUGGAAACAAGCCUCAUUGAAUGGAUUUUUCACAUUCGUUGUGACUUAUGUUUUUUUUGUAAUAUAAAGCCCUUUGAAAGAUUCACAUCUGUGUGGUUUUGACUGGCACAUUUCUGCUUACUGCUCUGGGGAUCCUGGGUUUUGUCACGCUUUCAGAUGACUUUGUUCUUUGGAAAACCCACUGCUGAGGAGAUGCUUUGUCUGUAUUCCUGCUUUCCCUGUUCUGGUGCUUCGUCAUGGAGUCCCUGUGCUGCAUCCACGAUAAGUGGGAAGCUUUGGACAAGGACUACGUGCUGUGAUGCUUCUCUCCCCUGGUGGUAGCUCUUUAGAGUUAGAACCUUGCUCUCCUAAGUCCUCAUCUCUGCACUCAGUGGUUUGGGCUCUUUGGACAGUUGGCAGUUUGUUCUCCUGACUCCAGGACAAUACUUUCUAUGCCAGGAUGGAGACUAAAGCAACAAGGAAUGAGUUUGUCUGUCUUCCCAGAUCCAAAGAAAAUCCAUGUUUAAAAAGAAGGAGGAAGGAAUUUAAUGGAGUGCUGGCAGGCAGUCUGUCCUGGAAAUACCCAGGGACAGCUGAUUACUGGCCCUUAGUGAAAUGCUGUAGGUAGAACUGAGGGACACUCAUUCCUGUAUCUAGCCAGGCAUCAGAUUCUCACAUCCUCCAACAUCACACAUAGGUAACUAACUUUGUUUAAUCAUUUCAAACCUGGCAUUUGCUCUCUCUGUGUAUAUUUCUAUAUUUGAGGUCAAAUACCAUCAGGAUUAGACCUCUUUUUGUUUUUUCUAUUCUUUUUUUUUUUUUUUUUUGAGUGCCUGUGGAAGUUUUCAGAGUAGGAGGCCAUGGAGGGAAGUUCUCGUGUGAAAAUCUGAAGAGCUGACAAACGGAACUACUAAACACUACAACUCUUUCAUUUUUAACUUGAUGUAAAAAUACUACACAGCUCUCUGGUGUUUUACGUUUGCUUUUCUUUUGGGAACAGCAUGUGACAAAAGAGUUGGCAAGAGGUGGCUCUGCAAUGGUGGCAGCUGUCUCUGUGCCCCCUUGCACCCAGGAUUGUGCAGAUGCUGAAAUGAUUGUGAGCUCUGAAGGCAAUUUAGCUGUUUGAAAGCUGAUGCUGGGUGUCUUCUUCCUGUUACACUCAUGUUUUGGGGGGAGGGUGUGUAGACCUUUAGUUCAACGCUGUGAAUAUCUCCAGUUGCUGCCCUUUUAUGAAUUUUUGGCUGCAGCUCCCGAUGACAAACCCUUGAUCUUGUGUUCGGCUUAUUUUGUCCGCUUGUGUCCCCACCAACCUCUGUACAAACAUCUGCUUGUAAAACAGAAUUUUUAAAAAAACCCUUGUAUUUUA
Empidonax traillii (willow flycatcher) is the source of this 2769-nucleotide messenger RNA. RefSeq names its product RNA binding motif protein 17 (gene RBM17). Lineage: Eukaryota; Metazoa; Chordata; Aves; Passeriformes; Tyrannidae. Gene Ontology annotation, biological process: alternative mRNA splicing, via spliceosome; mRNA cis splicing, via spliceosome. The coding region runs from base 124 to 1329 and encodes 401 amino acids. The transcript has 12 exons. The record is from RefSeq and is a predicted model, not a curated record. Gene Ontology annotation, molecular function: RNA binding. Gene Ontology annotation, cellular component: precatalytic spliceosome.